GCACCCUUCUAUUCAGUCAGUCAUUUUACCUGAGGUUCAGGGUGCCCACCAGGCACGUCCACCAGCCCAGGUGCCUCGGCUACCUGCUGAGAGCGGCGCAGGAAGACAAGAAAGUCAUCAGCUGUGACCAAUGCGGCACCCACCCCCAGUGGGUCUGCCAGAUAGGCUUGCUUGUCACCCCAAUCUGUAGCUCCCUGCUGCCGCAGCCAGGAGGCGGAGCUGGACCAGUUGGUGCCCAGGAAGUCCCGGUAGGAAGUUAGACCCAGCUGCAGGAGCAGCUGUGGUCCAGGUGAGCCGGAUGCCAGCUUGGCUGAGUGAAGGCGGAACUUGGGAGCAUCAAAGAUCCAGGGUUGGGUCUGUAGCCGGCUCUCCCAGAUGGCAGUAAUAGUCUUGUCUCCUCCAGGCAGUGGACGACGGUCAUAAGCUGGGCUUAGCUCUACUGCUACUUGCUCCUGGGACAGUCCCCCAAGAGGGCAAAGCAACAGGAGGGACACCUCGGGGUCCAUGGUUUUACAGGGACGUUCUGGGGAAAAACACCGAUGGUCAUCCUGUAACUCUAGGGAACGAGCUGAGCCUCUCUUCCACAGAACUCCUGAGAAUGACCCAACUCUUCUGCAGAUACCUGACUUGCUUGGGCAGCGAGUAUCCUCCCAGCAAUGAGCCUAGCAAGCGCCAAUGAACACUCCAGCUGCCCCGAACCCCUAAAACCUUUGGUCAUCCCUACCACCCAGCAGCUACAACGCUCAUGGCCCCCAAACCAGGACUCCUACAUCCAACCUGAAUACGUUGAAUCUACUCCCAGGGUCUGGAAGCAAGCUCUCGGAAUUCACUGGCCGGCUUGGUUCCCAAGCUCCACCUCUUUCCCCUCAAGCGGAAGUGCCCGCCCCUUUCCUUCGCGGCUUCCCAUUAGCCAGUCCGUGUCACGCGACCCGCCCUCCGCAGCUGAGCGCUUCUGAUCCCGCUCACCUUGGCGUCUGUCCGCACUCCAGUCCCGAGACCCGGACGGCAGAUCCGCCUUCCGAUUCCGGAGAGCGGGGUUCGAUCCAGAUCCCUCGGGCCUCGUGGCUGUCAUUGUGACCCUGGGCAAGUCUCAUCAGCUGGGCCUCAAAUUUCCUUGUGUGGACCAGAGGUUCCAGGAUCUUGGCCAUGAACGCCCCUGGAGGAAGGAGGCAGGAAGGUAGAAGGACCCAUAGACCCCGGGAACAGGACCGAGAUGUGCAGUUGUCUAAGGCUCUGUCCUAUGUCCUACGCCACGGAGCCUUGAAGCUGGGACUUCCCAUGCGAGCUGAUGGCUUUGUACCCCUGCGAUCCCUUCUGCAGCUGCCCCAGUUCCACAGCUUCUCAAUUGAGGAUGUGCAGCACGUGGUGGAUACCAACGGAAAGCAGCGGUUUGCCCUGCAGCCAGGCGAGCCCAGCACUGGCCCUCUCAUCAGGGCCAAUCAGGGCCACUCCCUACAAGUACCUGAGCUGGAGCUGAUGCCCCUGGAGACAGCACAAGCCCUGCCUUUGAUGCUAGUCCAUGGCACAUUCUGGAGGCACUGGCCAUCUAUUCUACUGAAGGGCUUGUCGUGCCAAGGAAGGGCGCACAUCCACUUGGCCUCAGGAUUGCCUGGGGACCCUGGUGUCAUCAGUGGCAUGCGCCCACAUUGUGAAGUGGCGGUGUUCAUCGAUGGACCCCUAGCCCUGGCAGAUGGAAUCCCCUUCUUCCGCUCUGCCAACGGCGUGAUCCUGACUCCAGGGGAUGCUGACGGCUUCCUGCUUCCCAAGUACUUCAAGGAGGCCUUGCAGCUGCGGCCUACCCGAAAGCCUCUCCCCUUGGCUGGUGAUAAAGAAGCAGAACAUCAGAAUGGCCCCAAGCACAGCUCCAGAGGAGGAAGAAGAAAGAUCCAACAAUAAAAUAUUUAUUUAUUAAAAAACAAAAACAAAAUGACUCUGAAAACAGUCACAGAAAGAAAAUCCAGUUUGAAAGAAUGAUUCCUUGUUCCUUAUCCAUAUCUGGACCUCCUCACGUGCUUCGGGACUACAUAUAGGUAUGGGUGUGAGCUUCUGCCAACAGGGCAAGAGGAGGGGCACUGUGUGGCUCAGAGCCUACCAUCCCUAGGCUGGGUGGUGGCAGCAUCUACCCCAUCCAAGGGCCUUGGCCUGCCGGCAACAGCAGGUGCGUGUGUGGCGUGGUGGAGCAGUGAGUUCAGGAGCAUGCGGGCUUGUGAGGAUCCCUGGAGGCGCUAAGUGGAGCAGGGGCAGCCUGGCUGCCCUCAGAAGGCCUCAUGGCCACCCGUAAGCUGCAGGAAUAGGUCCUCGUCCAGCUCCUCCCCGCGAGCCCGCUCUCGAGUAGACAGGAAAAUGUAGCCCCCGAUGUACUCGUGCACGAUACGGCAGCUGGCGGACACACAGCUGAAGGCCACAUUGAUGUGCUCAUCAAAUUCAAUGGCCACCUGUAGGCGGGUGGUCACAGGUCCAGUGGGCAGGGGCAACAAGUGGCAGCUUCUGCUCUGCCCUAGUUGGGUCUGCUCUAGCCGCCUGGCCCUGGCCCCGCCCUCCCUUGGGGCCUACCUGCCGAAUGUCCCAGUUGACAUUCCACUGACGCAUGUUGCUGAAGCGCCAAGUCUUGACCACAUCGCCCACGGCCAGGUCAAUGCGGAUCAGUCGGUUGUUGGCAAUGCCCAAGAUCUCAUCUUUCCUGCUGCCCUUGAACCUUAUUCCCAGGGUGGAGAAAUAUGAGUGGCAGCUACACCGCGUCUGGCCCUGGAGCCUACCCCGUGUGUGCGCUGCUCCAGAACCCUCAGUGUAGAGCACAGCCUCACCCGCCCCAGUUUUUCCUAGCCUUAAGCUCCUACUCUGGAAAAUGGGAUUAUUCAAGGUCUCAGGUUGGCCAGGCUGGUGCAGCAUGUCUGCCAUCCCAGCAAGGGGGUGGAUGCAGGAAUUCAAUCAAGAUUGGCAUGUGGUGGAUGAAGCUCAGUCUCAAAAACCAGUGUGUGUGUGCGUGUGUGUGUGCACAUGCACUCACAUGUGUGGGUAGGGGAUGAGGGAGGUGUGUAGGGGACUGAGAAGAUUUUUCAUUCAAUAAAGUACCUUCCUUGCAAGUA
Arvicola amphibius (Eurasian water vole) is the source of this 3086-nucleotide messenger RNA. It is a transcript of the gene Trpt1, whose product is annotated as tRNA phosphotransferase 1. Gene Ontology annotation, biological process: tRNA splicing, via endonucleolytic cleavage and ligation. Gene Ontology annotation, molecular function: tRNA 2'-phosphotransferase activity. The record is from RefSeq and is a predicted model, not a curated record. The coding region runs from base 1147 to 1896 and encodes 249 amino acids. The transcript is spliced from 8 exons. Lineage: Eukaryota; Metazoa; Chordata; Mammalia; Rodentia; Cricetidae.